GUAAAUUGUUGUGUCAAGAUGCUUCUGUUUGGGGUCAUGCUACAUGUUCUUCUUCAGCAAGGAAAUGCCCUGGCUCCAGUGGUGACAGUCCAGUUGGGCAAAACUGUGACUUUAACAUGUGAUGUAAAUAAGGUCCACCAGAAAAGGGACUGGCUUCACUGGUACAAGCAGACUGCAGGAGAUACUCUCAAAUUAAUUUUAAUGCAUAAGAUGAAUACAAACCCUGUUUAUGGACCUGGAUUUCCAUCCUCAGCUUUCAACGCAACAUCGGAUGACAAAACGUUUAAUCUGACAAUCUUAGAGACUGCAAGAGAAGAUGAGGGAAUGUACCACUGUGCCUAUAGCAACUGGUUUGAAUCUACAUGGAAUGGGAUGUAUUUAUUAAUAGAAGGAAACACUGAGAGAACUUCAAGCUACCGUGUUGUUCAGCAGCCAGCUGUUCUAGAUCCAUCCCGUCCAGCAGACUCAGAUACUCUGCAGUGUUCACUCCUUUCUCAGCCUGAGGAAAAAACCUGUUCAGGAGAACCCAGAGUGUUCUGGUUAAGAGCCAAACUGGACAAGUCUGUUCCAGAUCUCAUCUACACCGAUGGAAAAACGCAUGAAAAUUGUGAGAAGCCAUCAAACACUCAGAAGAGAUGUAGUUAUAACUUCUCUAAGAAGGUCUCCCCUUCUGAUGUUGGGACUUAUUACUGUGCCGUGGCCACAUGUGGAGAGAUAUUACUUGGAGACGGAACUAGAGUUGAAAAUGCUCAUUCAUUGAGUGAUGUUAUGUUGCUGGUGAUAACUGUGAUCUGCUUGGCCAUUUCGAUGGUUUUGAAUAUUGUUUUAAUCUGUUGCCAAACUCAAAGAACAUCACGCAAAAACAAGGAAAGCUCCUCUUCACGACCACAAUACAAUGACCAAAGCCGACCAGAUGAUUUUGGACCAUGAACAGGAGAGAGUUUAAGACUGAAGAAAGUGUCUAUUCAAAUGUCA
Cyprinodon tularosa is the source of this 975-nucleotide messenger RNA. RefSeq lists its product as uncharacterized. The record is from RefSeq and is a predicted model, not a curated record. Gene Ontology annotation, biological process: response to bacterium. Bases 19 to 930 code for a protein of 303 amino acids. Lineage: Eukaryota; Metazoa; Chordata; Actinopteri; Cyprinodontiformes; Cyprinodontidae. The transcript has 6 exons.